This is a messenger RNA of Bradysia coprophila, 876 nucleotides long. Its product is annotated as ceramide synthase 1-like. Gene Ontology annotation, cellular component: membrane. Gene Ontology annotation, biological process: ceramide biosynthetic process. The record is from RefSeq and is a predicted model, not a curated record. Gene Ontology annotation, molecular function: ATP hydrolysis activity; sphingosine N-acyltransferase activity. Lineage: Eukaryota; Metazoa; Arthropoda; Insecta; Diptera; Sciaridae.
CUUUUUUUAUAAGUGAGGUGGGGGAGGGAAAUACUAUCCAAGUAAAGAAGUUUUACUCCUUAACGAUUACGAAGCGACCAAGGAUUCCUCAGCGAAGAAGUGAUCCCAGACUAGUUUAAUGAACCCUUUCGAAUAGCAAAAAAAAAUUGAGUGAAGCUUUCUGCUACAUUUUUUGCCAGUGACUACCCCCUCGCAUUUGUCAGUUGUGUAUCACUUAUUUUGAGAUUUUAAUUUUGACUCAGAGAUGCAAUAUUUCGAUUGAAAAUAUGGUCACUUUAUUUGUGGUAAUAACUGGAAUGCCAGGCACUGGUAAAACGACAAUUGUAAAGCGAAUGGUCAAUGAAUUAAUUGCGACCAACAAUCGAACUUCAGGAUUUUAUACAGAGGAAGUAAGGAAUGACCGAGGAAAUCGUAUUGGAUUCGAUAUUGUCUCAUUGAAUGCUACCAAGCGAGGAAUUCUCGCAAGAAACGACCAAACAUGCACCACUUUCAAGCACAAAGUCGGAAACUAUACCGUCGACACAUCCUCUGUGGAUGUUUUCCUCCGACCGAUUCACGAAACUCUUAAUGCUACGGACAUCCUUGUCAUUGAUGAAAUCGGAAAAAUGGAACUGAAAAGUGUUUUCUUUACGAAAUUUGUUACGGACGUGGCUAGAGCUACCGACCAUUCGCUAAAGAUUGUUGUUGCAACGGUUCCCGUCACUACGACGAUUCCCAUAGUCGAAGAAAUCAAAUCUCAUCGGAACAGUAAAUUGUUUACAAUCACGAAACUGAAUCGAAAUGCCAUUUACGACGACAUCAAAAAGACAGUCGACGGUCAUCUUAUUAACGCUUCGGAUGAAUGAAGUUAAAUUAAAUGAAAAUUCAAAGCAAGGC